AUGAAGGACCGGAAAGCAGGAAGCGUCUCCCGCAUGAAGGGGAGAUUCAUCAGGGUGACUCCGGCGUUGCCGGGCUUCGGAUCACCCGCGAACAGGUCCGUCGAGAAGGCCAGGCUCGGGGUGAUGCCGCUGGAGCGGCUGCUGAUGUCGCCGAACACCACGGGGCGGACGAAGAAGGUGUCGGAGUCCAGCAGCAGGCAGUACUCCGCCGACACGUGCAGGGGGGCGUCGAUGCGGCCUGCGCUGCCAGGUCCCGAAGUAGUCCCCGGAGUCCAGGAAGCGGUCGCCUCUGGAACGAGGUGCCCACGAGGCCCUCCCGCCGCAGCCUCUCGGCCUCGCCGCGCCACGCCGGAUGCCGGAACAGCAAAAGAACGCCCUCGGAGGCCCGCGCGGAAUUGCGGCCUCCAGGGUCAGGUCGCGCAUGUCCUCCUACAG
Prorocentrum cordatum is the source of this 435-nucleotide messenger RNA. NCBI's taxonomy places the organism in Eukaryota, Dinophyceae, Prorocentrales, Prorocentraceae. The record is from the annotation of a GenBank genome assembly.